Paramuricea clavata is the source of this 188-nucleotide messenger RNA. The record is from the annotation of a GenBank genome assembly. NCBI's taxonomy places the organism in Eukaryota, Metazoa, Cnidaria, Anthozoa, Malacalcyonacea, Plexauridae.
AUGAUCCAAGCUUAUCCACAAAAAGCAAAUGAUCCAAAUGAUCCACAAAAAGCAAAUGAUCCAAAUGAUCCACAAAAAGCAAAUGAUCCACAAAAAGCAAAUGAUGUAAAUGAUCCACAAAAAGCAAAUGAUCCGAAUGAUCCACAAAAAUUUCUUGAGUGGAAACUAGCCUUAAGAAAGAAGCAUAU